Molecule: messenger RNA, 291 nt
Organism: Emericellopsis atlantica
Lineage: Eukaryota; Fungi; Ascomycota; Sordariomycetes; Hypocreales; Bionectriaceae
Exons: 4
Coding region: 1-291 (96 amino acids)
Biological process (GO): mRNA splicing, via spliceosome; P-body assembly
Cellular component (GO): U4/U6 x U5 tri-snRNP complex; P-body; catalytic step 2 spliceosome
Molecular function (GO): RNA binding
Source: RefSeq, a predicted model, not a curated record
AUGGCAGACGUCGGUGGUGAUGACAACCAUGUCUCAGAGCCUCUCGACUUGGUGCGACUUUUGCUGAACGAGGUUGUGUUCGUCAAGUUGAGGGGUGACAGGGAGCUCAAGGGAAAACUACAUGCGUAUGACAGCCAUUGCAACUUGGUGCUUGGCGAGGUGGAAGAGACCAUCUACGCAGUGGACGAUGACGAGGAUGAUGACGAGAUCAAGACCGUGAGCCGGAAAUCAGAGAUGCUUUUUGUGAGAGGCGACAGUGUGGUCAUGAUCUCGCCGGGCGUGCCAUUCUGA